AUGAAAGAAUCAUAUUGGAAAUCUAAAUUCAAUAGCUUUGAAGUUAUUACAAAUUGGGAAAGAUACAUUAAUUCUAACAAAACAAAACACAAGCUAAAUGAAUAUCGUCUUGUAAAAAUUAAUACAAAACUCUAUCUAGAAGUUAAAACACAAAAACCAGAUAUCACAUUUCUUACUGAUUUAAAAAACUUCAAAUCUUUAAAAGAAUACACUUGGCGAUCUUUGAAACCAACAAGAACAAACACAAAUUACAUUGCAACAUAUUAUACAAAUAAUAGUAAAAUAACAACUUUAUAUUUUCAUUGUUUAAUCACAAAUUUUAAAAUAGUUGAUCACAUUUCACGAAAUGGUUUAGACAAUCGAGAAGUAAAUUUAAGAGAUGGAUUAAAAAGUAUUAAUCAACUAAAUUGUAAAUUAUUCAAAACUAAUACAUCAGGGUAUAAUGGAAUUUCAUUUCGUAAAAAAAGUAAAAUUUGGUCAUUUACUUGGUUUGAAAAUAAAAAACCUAAA
Molecule: messenger RNA, 510 nt
Organism: Dentiscutata heterogama
Lineage: Eukaryota; Fungi; Glomeromycota; Glomeromycetes; Diversisporales; Gigasporaceae
Source: the annotation of a GenBank genome assembly